Lotus japonicus is the source of this 2840-nucleotide messenger RNA. Its product is annotated as cell division control protein 48 homolog E-like. Gene Ontology annotation, biological process: retrograde protein transport, ER to cytosol; mitotic spindle disassembly; autophagosome maturation. Bases 129 to 2564 code for a protein of 811 amino acids. NCBI's taxonomy places the organism in Eukaryota, Viridiplantae, Streptophyta, Magnoliopsida, Fabales, Fabaceae. The transcript has 9 exons. Gene Ontology annotation, molecular function: ATP binding; ATP hydrolysis activity; polyubiquitin modification-dependent protein binding. Gene Ontology annotation, cellular component: nucleus; cytosol; VCP-NPL4-UFD1 AAA ATPase complex. The record is from RefSeq and is a predicted model, not a curated record.
UCCCAGAAACGCUUACCCCAAAUUAUAAAAUAUCCACAAACCUACCACAUACCCUCUUCAACCAAACCAAAUUUCAGAUCCUUCUUCUCCUUCUCCUCUCUGCUCUCACUCUUCUUCUUCAUUCAACCAUGGCGAAUCAACCUGAAUCCUCAGAUUCGAAGGGAACGAAGCGGGACUACAGCACCGCGAUCCUGGAACGCAAGAAGGCGCCGAACCGUCUCGUCGUCGACGAGGCCGUAAACGAUGAUAACUCCGUCGUCGCUCUUCACCCUGAAACCAUGGAGAAGCUUCAACUCUUCCGCGGUGACACAAUUCUCAUCAAGGGGAAGAAGAGGAAAGACACAAUUUGUAUUGCACUUGCUGAUGAUACGUGUGAGGAGCCGAAGAUAAGGAUGAACAAGGUUGUGAGGAACAAUCUUAGGGUUAGGCUUGGAGAUGUUGUUUCUGUUCAUCAGUGUGCUGAUGUUAAAUAUGGGAAGCGAGUUCACAUUCUUCCUGUGGAUGAUACCAUUGAAGGAGUCACUGGGAAUCUCUUUGAUGCAUACUUGAAACCUUAUUUCCUGGAGGCAUAUCGUCCUCUAAGGAAGGGAGAUUUCUUCCUUGUGAGAGGGGGGAUGAGAAGUGUGGAAUUCAAGGUUAUUGAAACCGACCCUGCUGAGUAUUGUGUUGUUGCUCCAGACACUGAGAUCUUUUGUGAAGGAGAACCUAUUAAAAGAGAAGAUGAGCAACGAUUGGAUGAGGUUGGUUAUGAUGAUGUUGGUGGGGUUAGAAAGCAGAUGGCACAGAUUAGGGAACUGGUGGAACUGCCAUUGAGGCAUCCACAAUUAUUCAAGUCUAUUGGUGUUAAGCCACCGAAAGGAAUUCUGCUGUAUGGACCCCCUGGGUCUGGUAAAACUUUAAUUGCCCGAGCAGUUGCAAACGAAACCGGUGCCUUCUUUUUCUGCAUCAAUGGCCCUGAGAUCAUGUCAAAACUGGCUGGUGAGAGUGAAAGCAAUCUGCGUAAGGCAUUUGAGGAAGCUGAGAAAAAUGCUCCCUCUAUCAUCUUCAUUGAUGAGAUAGAUUCUAUUGCUCCAAAAAGGGAGAAGACUCAUGGUGAAGUUGAGAGACGUAUUGUCUCUCAGCUCUUGACCCUCAUGGAUGGGCUUAAGUCCCGUGCCCAUGUAAUUGUUAUGGGAGCCACUAACCGUCCCAAUAGCAUUGACCCUGCUCUUCGAAGGUUUGGAAGGUUUGACAGGGAGAUAGACAUUGGUGUGCCCGAUGAGAUUGGGCGUCUUGAGGUUCUUCGUAUCCAUACUAAAAAUAUGAAGCUUGCCGAAGAUGUUGAUUUAGAAAGGAUUUCUAAGGACACCCAUGGAUAUGUUGGUGCUGAUCUAGCGGCUCUGUGUACUGAAGCUGCGCUUCAGUGCAUCAGAGAGAAAAUGGACGUGAUUGACUUGGAUGAUGAGUCCAUUGAUGCUGAGAUACUGAACUCAAUGGCAGUGUCUAAUGAGCAUUUCCAUACUGCUCUUGGAUCAAGCAAUCCUUCUGCUCUCCGUGAAACAGUUGUUGAAGUACCUAAUGUCAGCUGGGAAGAUAUCGGUGGUCUUGAGAAUGUUAAGAGAGAACUCCAAGAGACUGUCCAAUAUCCAGUGGAGCACCCAGAGAAAUUCGAGAAGUUUGGAAUGUCACCUUCAAAGGGGGUUCUUUUCUAUGGUCCUCCUGGUUGUGGUAAAACCCUUUUGGCAAAAGCUAUUGCUAACGAAUGUCAGGCUAAUUUCAUCAGUGUCAAAGGACCUGAGCUACUCACUAUGUGGUUUGGAGAAAGUGAAGCUAAUGUCAGGGAAAUUUUUGACAAAGCUCGUGGUUCUGCGCCAUGUGUCCUAUUCUUUGAUGAACUUGACUCCAUUGCAACUCAGAGAGGCAGUAGUGUAGGAGAUGCUGGUGGUGCUGCUGAUAGGGUUCUGAAUCAACUGCUUACAGAAAUGGAUGGAAUGUCAGCGAAGAAAACUGUGUUUAUCAUUGGGGCCACUAAUCGGCCAGACAUCAUAGACCCUGCUCUUCUACGACCGGGCCGUCUGGACCAAUUGAUUUAUAUUCCCCUUCCGGACGUGGAUUCUCGGCAUCAGAUAUUCAAAGCUUGCUUGAGAAAAUCCCCCAUCUCAAAAGAUGUUGAUCUUGGAGCUCUUGCCAAGUAUACUCAAGGCUUCAGCGGUGCUGAUAUUACCGAGAUUUGCCAGCGUGCAUGCAAGUAUGCCAUAAGGGAGAACAUUGAGAAGGAUAUUGAGAGAGAAAGGAGGAGAAGUGAUAAUCCUGAGGCUAUGGAAGAGGAUAUUGAAGACGAAGAUGUAGCUGAGAUAAAAGCAGCUCACUUUGAAGAGUCAAUGAAAUAUGCACGAAGGAGUGUAAGUGAUGCUGACAUUCGAAAGUACCAGGCGUUUGCCCAAACAUUGCAGCAAUCAAGAGGGUUUGGAUCGGAGUUCAGGUUUGCAGAUACCAGUGCCGGUGGGACUGCCGCUGCCGCUGCCGCUGCCACUGAUCCAUUUGCAAGUGCUGGUGGUGGUGAUGAAGAUGAUCUAUAUAGUUAGGUCAACCUUUGUUUUAUCUUUUACUUUGGAACGACAAUGCUACCUAAUUUAAGCUCUUCACAUUUUCUGUUUGAAGUCAGGCUUCGAUUGGAUUAUUAUUACUGUCUUUGCUCCUUAAAAUGCUUUGUUAACUUACAUGUGUGGCUAGCAUUAGUUGCGAGCCUCUUUGCAAGUUGGGAAGAAUUAUUUGGACAGGUGCUGAAGCCUUUGUCUCUGCACUUUUUGGUGCCAAUAUUGUUAUAAUUUCUGAAUCAAGCAGUGUUAUUUACAAGUAAA